AUGUCAUCAUGCAGUAAGGUCGUGUCCUACAUUCUGGCAUUCCUGUUCAUAAAUUCUAUAUUGACUACCGUGUUCUCUGCUACCGUACUUAUUGGAAAAAACACGUUGACUUCGGCCAAAGCCACAGAAUCCGGAAAGCAAGGUAAUGGACGACAAAAUACUACACUCGAUUCUGGACGAUACAACAAUACAACCCACGCUACAAGACAAGUAUCGACCAGUCGAAGAGCCAUCGCACAGCUCACAACAGUCGAUGGAGAAGCCAAAGGUAUCAAGUGGGAGAAUAUAACAUGGCUAGCCAACAAAACCCCCAUCUUUACUCAAACCUUGACCAACAUAAACAACUUGUACUAUGUGGGAACUGUCUACAUUGGCUUUCCUCCCCGGCCAUUUCAGGUAAUGUUUGAUACUGGAUCUACGUUAACAUGGGUCAAAGGCAAAAAUGCUCUUCAAAGAACUGACAAUGGGUUCAAUGAGGUAUACUACAACUAUGUCUGGUCACAAACAUCUAGAACAACAAAGAGAAAGUUCAAGAUAAGUUAUGAUGAUGGCGUGGUAACUAAAGGAAGACUUUACAUGGAUUAUGUUGCGGUAUGUAUAAUAUAAAAGUUUGUUUAUCUCAAGUUAAAGUCCCAUUUUAAGUAAAUUAUAUAUUAAACGUUUGUAAAAAAGUAUGAGAUGCCUCGUUACAAGUAUGUAAUUUCAGUUAGGCGACUAUUACAACCCCCAGCUCCGUAACUAUGUUCACUUUGGUGUAGCCACCAAACUCGAACAAGACUCCCCACGCCCUUACGACGGUGUUUUUGGACUCGGAUUCGGAGAAAAACACAACAUCAAGACACUGAUGGAAAGAAACCGAAUGACCAACACUUUGAACCCACCAAUAAUCUCAGUUUACAUGUCUGAAUUACCUGAAAAACCUACAGAAUCCAGUUGGGGCGGGGAAAUCGUAUUUGGAAGUUUGAACCCACGAUGGUGUGAAGCUGAAGCUGUCUUUACUCAAGUUAUUCACACACCUGAUUGGAGAUUUCAUGCCAAUCAUGUCACUCUCAAUGGGAUCAAUAUUGAUAUUGAAAUUGAAAUUAGCUCGGAUACUGGAACUUCAGCCAUCUUGGUACCUAAAAAGAUCUAUAAUAAGAUAACGAAGCAUCUGGGACUUAGAAAAGGCUCUUCUGUCCCUGCUAUCAACUGUGAACAAAAGAUUCACUUGAGUUUCAAGGUAAAUCACUAUAAAUUUAGGUAUAAAAAUUGUAAAAUUCACCUUUAUUUCAACUUUUUCAAAUGUAAAAUAACUUACUUUUACAAUAAAAUGAAAUCAAGCGUUUUAGAUUAAUGGCGUGCACUUUUCUCUAACAGAAAAGCAACUGAUCACAGGCUACAAUAACAAGUGUAACCUUCAGAUGUCGCCGGUCCAAGGAAAUCUAUGGGUAUUUGGCACUCCGAUGAUUCGAAAGUAUUGUCAUGUGUAUGAUAUGCAAUCGAAACGCAUCGGGUUCACUAAUACGGUCUACUAA
Molecule: messenger RNA, 1514 nt
Organism: Bursaphelenchus okinawaensis
Lineage: Eukaryota; Metazoa; Nematoda; Chromadorea; Rhabditida; Aphelenchoididae
Source: the annotation of a GenBank genome assembly